Molecule: messenger RNA, 2549 nt
Organism: Ananas comosus (pineapple)
Lineage: Eukaryota; Viridiplantae; Streptophyta; Magnoliopsida; Poales; Bromeliaceae
Product: glycosylphosphatidylinositol anchor attachment 1 protein
Exons: 6
Coding region: 137-2326 (729 amino acids)
Biological process (GO): attachment of GPI anchor to protein
Cellular component (GO): GPI-anchor transamidase complex; membrane
Source: RefSeq, a predicted model, not a curated record
ACUCGUUACUCCCUCUUCCUCUUCGUCGUCUCCGUUAGCGAAACCCUAAUCGAUUCUCUCGGCCACCUCAAACCCCUCCUCUCUCUCCGGCGGCGGCGGCGGCAGCGGCGGAGGGAGCUCCGACCGCGGCGGAGCCAUGGCGGGGGAGCGCGGGGAGGAGGGCGGGGAGGAGGGCGAUCCCAAUCUUAAGAAGAGGGCACACGCGGCGAGAUCUCGCCUCAUCGUACGCCUUGGCGCGUUCCUCGUCUCCCACAGCGCGCUUGUUAGUGUGGUGUGCUGUGUCGCGGGGUUUAUCACUCUCUUCCUCCUCCCUGUCCUUGCGAAGCAUACGUAUAUCUCCGAGAACGCUCUCAUGCCAGGUUCGGCAAAUCCGUUGUUUUCUUCUCAGGAUGUCAAUGAAGCUAACAGAUUUAUUAAGGGUAUAAUUCACAAGAGAAUCGAGAAAGAAGAGGCAGGCAUAGAAUUGCAGAAAUUCAUAGGCCAAAGUAUAGCUGAUGUGGGAGCCGAAGUCCAUUACCACAAGUUCUCGCCUCACACCAAUCAUUUUAAUCCGCUGCAUUUUUUCUCUUCCACAUCAAAUACUGCAAGAAUCGACACAAACAACAGCUGCGCGUCCUUUGGUGUGAAUACUGUUGGCAUUAUUAGAGCUCCUCGUGGUGAUGGAAAAGAGGCAAUUGUAUUGGUGAGUCCUUACAAUUCACAAAAUAUGGAAUAUAAUGAAGCUUUAUCACUUGGCCUUGCUUUCUCCGUCUUCUCCCUCCUUAGCAAAGUUACAUGGCUCGCAAAGGAUAUAGUGUGGCUAGCAGCUGAUUCACGCUUUGGAGAGUACAAUUCCGUGUCCUCUUGGUUAAAUGACUACCAUAAUCCUAUCUUUUCACGUGAUUCAGGGAAUUUAGAUAGCAUUAGCAACGAUUGUCAUCACUGGAAUGAAAUUAGAAUACAAGGGGCAAAUUCUAAUUUUUUCAAACGAGCUGGAACUAUGGCUGCCGCACUUGUAUUCAAGGUAAUGGAAAAGAAGGAAAAGGGAGACAGAGAUUGCCUUACUAUGUAUGCAGAGGCAUCUAAUGGUCAAAUGCCAAACUUAGACCUUCUCAACAUUGUCCAUUAUUUGGCGGUUCAUAGACAAGGUUUACGUGUGAAAAUUGAGACGAUGGGUUCUUUACUAAACUCUGCAUGGGUUAAGUUUACUGGUGAAAUACUUGAAGGAGUUAGCAGAUUGUCUAAAAGCUUAAAUCCACAAUGGAAAUUUGAUGUCACAACUGCUGAUUAUGUUGAGGGAGCUGCUACACUUGCGAGCUCUAUGUAUUAUCAGGCGCUUGGAGUUCCCACCGGGUCGCAUGGUGCUUUUCGCGACUACCAAAUUGAUGCAGUUACUCUAGAAUUUUUGCCGAGAUUUUAUCUGAGAAAUGAGAAUGCUCAAUCUACGUUUCUUUUGAGGAGUGGGAGGUUAAUUGAAGGAGUCGUGCGAUCAGUGAACAAUCUCCUCGAGAAGUUCCACCAAUCCUUUUUCCUAUACUUCUUAACAGCUCCCAACAAAUUUGUCUCGGUUGGCGUAUAUAUGAUUGCAUUUGCACUGCUUGUAGCACCUCUUCCGAUAGUUGCUGCUGCACUCUUUGCUCGUGCAAAAGCCAAUGAAAUUACAACAGAUGAUUGUGCCGAAAAAUGCACUCCUAUUGACACCAAGGAGUCGGAGAUUGCUACUGGGUCGUGGAAAUGGCUUCAAGCUGCAAAAGUGCUUCUAAUGAUCCACUCAUGGGCCGUGAUCGUCUCACUGCUACCUUAUUACAUCUCUCACAUGAUCAACUUGAACUCGACAAUGAGCAUGCUGACUUGGGUUUCUCUCUCCAUCUCCACUCUGCCCUUUCUCUACGCACUUUUUGGUUCCCCAUUCUCUCUCAACGUUGAAUGGGAGCUUCUGAAGGCUGUCAUGGUCGCUACUAUUUCUAUCGGUUUGGGCCUCAUGUCUAUCAUCAAUUUCUCCACUGCUCAGAUUGGCGCGAUGCUGCUUGUUCCUAUGAGCUUAUUAGUCCAUCCAUUGAAGGCUAAAAUGAACGUAAACGCGCUUCUUCGAGCAGCACUUUUGACUUGUAACAUAGCUUUCGCCUUUCUGGGUUUCCCUCCGGUUGCAUUGCUCGUAGCGAAAGGUUUGUCCGAGGGAUUCGGAAAGUUAUCCAUUGGAGACUUUUGGGAGUGGAUGGAGUUCCUUUGGGAAUGGAACAGCGCGACUUACCUCUACUUACUUUGGGUUCAGCUCCCCUGUUGGCUUCUAUGCAUUCAUAUUCUACUGCAUCCUUGUAGUCGAGGCGACUCGAGACAUAAACAGUAGAUAGUUUCAAUUCUCGCAGCGGUUAUUAUGGAAAUGUUUUAGUUGGAUAAGAAUGUUUUAUUAUGUUAACCAGGUUGUAACACACUUUUCGGGGUUGCACUUUUUUAAAACACAUUUGCAUUUUGCGCGAGUCAAAUGUAAAUGGAAACUGAUCGAGUACGAAAAAAAUUGUAACACUGCAGAAUUUUGGGUUGAUUUAUAUUUGCUUUUUACAUUUGACAUA